Messenger RNA from Pseudogymnoascus verrucosus, 3237 nucleotides. RefSeq lists its product as uncharacterized. The transcript has a single exon. The record is from RefSeq and is a predicted model, not a curated record. Bases 95 to 2386 code for a protein of 763 amino acids. NCBI's taxonomy places the organism in Eukaryota, Fungi, Ascomycota, Leotiomycetes, Thelebolales, Thelebolaceae.
CCACUCUUUGAGUUCUAUUGAAGCAAAACUGAAAACUAAAACAUUGACCUGCUAGCAGUUUUGCUAAAGGAAAAACCAUAGCCGUUUAAAUAAUAUGACGCUUCUAGACCGCGUCAAGAAAAAGGUUGGGAGUCGCAGAGAAAAGAGAGUGGAGCUCGGCUCGCCCGCGUCGUCUGUUAAAUUGGAGCAGACCUCCGCCUCGGCGCCUGUGUCCCCGGAAGUGCGUACUAAACUACCACCUGAGCGAGCUGAGCCGUCAGAGACACAAUCACCGAGUCGCCCACAGUCGCCGAGCCACCCCUCCACGACGACGCUAUCAAUCCGGCCUGCGGAUCAACUGAGUGCCUCUGCUACCCCCUCGACGAGCGACAGCCUCGAUCUAUGGAAAUCGGCUUAUGAUCAAUUCCGAAAGGAAGGUCCUCAAGAACUGCUACUUGCCUAUGAUACGCACGUGCUUGGUAGCGCUCCAGUAGAUACAGAUCUCUCAAGCCGAGAGUCUAUCGAAACAGCGCUAGAGAAGCUAUUAAAGGACCGAGAAAAUAGGCAAUGGAAGGUUUCAAUCCGAGGCCGCGAUGUCAAUAUACGAGCGCAGGUUAUAAGGUUGACUAAAAUCCUUGAAUGGUCCGAUCCAUUGGUUAAAAGCGCCGUGAGCACUCAACCCUACGCGGCACUGGCGUGGUCUGGUGUUUCAUUACUUUUCCCGCUCCUUACAAGCGGUACCACGGAGAAUGAAGCAAUGCUAGAGGGAUUCAGCUCGAUCGGUGAACUCCAGCAGUUCUGGCAGAUCCAGGAGAAGACAUCCCUCCAAUCCAAACAUCAACAUCACUAUCAAAGUCUCACUGAACGCUUGGUCAAAUUAUAUUCACUGUUCUUCACGUACCAGGCUUAUGUUAUAUGCCACCUCUCCAAAUCGCAAUUCUCGCGCGCAUGGGGAGAUCUGAGCAGUCCUGGAUUUUGGAAAAGUAAGGUAGAGGAGAUUGAUAGCUGGAGCGAAAAUUGCAGCAGGCUCAUUGGUGUAUCCCGUGAAAGCGAAAUUCAAGAGAAUAGGGAUAGCUUACUACAAGGGAUACAGAAUCUACGGGAGAGCAAUGAGCGGCAUAUCAGAGAUGAGCAGGAAACAAGACUUCUUGGAGACUUGGCAGAGGCAGCAGGAGACUAUGAAAGAUACAAGGAUCUCAACCCAAAAAGGGUUCCCGGCACCUGCGAGUGGUUUCUGAAGGAUGACAGAUUUCGCAAGUGGCGCGAUAAUACAACUUCUAGUCUGCUUUGGGUUUCAGCAGGACCGGGACGUGGCAAGUCAGUCUUGUCAAAAUGUCUUAUUGACGAGAAUCAACUGGCCAUUACUACGAUAACUAUUACGUCAUUUUCUAAUGAACCUGCUACUGGCAGACAGUCAACUAUAUGCUACUUUUUUUUUAAAGAUGGCGGAGAUGGCCCCAUGGAUAGUGCUCAAGCGUUGUGUGCAGUAUUACACCAACUUUUCUCUUGCCAUUCCACCUCUAGACUGAUCAAGUAUGCGCUUGAGAGCUACAGGAACCAUGAACGAACUCUCACUAAGAAAGCGUCUGAGCUGUGGAAAAUCCUAUUAGCUUGCGCCACAUCUCUAGAUUCUGGUGAAAUCAUCUGCGUCCUUGAUGCCCUAGACGAAUGUAAGAACGAAAGCGGGCAGAAACUUAUCAAGACACUAGAAGAGUUCUAUUCUCGAAGUGCGAGGCCAUUGACGAAUGACUCGAAGCUCAAGUUUCUUGUGACGAGUCGUCCAUAUGAUAAUUUGGAGAGUUCUUUUAGAAAAUUCCCCAAAGCUGUUUAUUUACGAUUCGAUGGUGAUGACAAGUCAAAGGAAAUCCAGAAGGAGAUUGAUCUUGUUAUCGACUAUAGAGUGCCACAUAUAACGUCUGGCUUCGCCGACACGGAUCAGCAAAAGAUCGGUGAAUGCCUUAAGAGCAUGGAGCAUCGUACAUACCUCUGGCUACAUUUGACGUUCGAUAUUAUCGAGAAGCGCCCUAGUGAGUAUAGUAGGGCGCUUGAUAUUGAAACGCUAUUGUCUAGUCUGCCAUCCCAAGUAUCUGACGCAUACGAAAAGAUCCUAAGCAGGAGCACGAACCAAUCAUGGACGAAGAUUAUCCUCCAAAUCAUACUAGCUGCUACACGGCCUUUGACUCUCGACGAAACGAAUGUUGCGCUGGCACUAGCUAUUCGAAAGGAAGAACCGGAGUCACAAACGAAACUCAAGUCGGAACUAUGGCCAGCGGACAAAUUCCAAAGCGUUGUCACAAAUCUUUGCGGCCUUUUUGUUAGCGUCUACGACUCAAAAUUGUCGCUUAUCCACCAGACGGCAAGGGAGUUGCUAAAAGAGGCCAUGAAAAGGUUGUUGAGGUGCUUCUAAAGAAUGGAGUAAAUAUAAGAGGCGAAGGAUGAUCAUGGGCAGACGCCACUAUUACUAGCUGCCAAAAGAGGCCAUAAAGCCGUUGUUGAGCUACUACUGAAGAAUGAGGCAGAUAUAGAGGCAAAAGAUGAUAAUGGGCAGACGCUACUAUUACUAGCUGCUAAAGGAGGCCAUGAAGCUGUUGUUAAGCUACUACUGAGGAAUGAGACGGAUAUAGAUACAAAGGAUGGUUAUGGGCAGACGCCACUAUUACAAGCUGCUUGGAAUGGAAGCAUGGUCACCAUUAAGCUGUUGCUUGAGGGGGGGGCUGAUAUAGAGGUGCAGGAUGGUAGCGACUGGACACCGUUAACGGUAGCUAUUACCAUGGGACACAAAGCCAUCGUUAAGCUGUUGCUCGAGGAGGGGGCUAAUAUUGAAGUGAAGGGUGAUAAAGGUCAGAAGCUACUAUUACUAGCUGCUAAAAAAGCCUACGACGCCAUUGUUGCGCUGUUGCCCGAGGAGGGCGUUGAUACCCUGAUUGCAGAUAUGGAAAGUCAUGAGGCCAUCGUCGAGCUGUUGCUCGAGAUGGGGGUCAAGGUAGAGGUGCAGGAUUUUAUUGACCAGACACCGGUAUCGGCGGAUACUGUGAAGGCGCGCGAAGCCGUCGUCCAGUUGCUACUCUCGGCGGCAGAGGAAAAUAGUACAGAAUAGCACCAUUGCUCUCGGCCUCUACUUGAUAUCGGGCCCAAGUAGCAAUAGCUAAUGGAGAAUCUAGGGAGGAGUUGCCUUUCUUAACCUUUAAAAAUUGUUAGGCUAGAAAUUGUCGAUUGAUAUAUGUCGUUGCCAAUUUUAUGUGUUCUCAAAGCCUCGAU